AUGGCAGAUCUAUUUACUAAAUUACCUCACACAUUAUUAGCAAAAAUUAUAAAUUAUAUCGAGCUCAAUAUAGAUAGGAUUGCUUUUACUUUGGUUUGUAAAAAUUGGUUCAUCAAUAGAGAUAAAUAUCUUGUGUUAUACACUACACAAUUCAGAAGUUUCGAUACUGAAUAUAGUGAUACCUUUUUAAACUCUUAUAAUAAAUAUAUAUUACAGGCAAAUAACGCUGCACAUUAUAACUCUAUCUGUAUAACAUCGAUUUCUCAACCAAACUACACACUUCAUAGAUAUCUACUUCGUACAAACCAUAAUAAUGAGCCUAAUAACAACAACAACAUUGAUAAUGACGGUUUAAUAACUUUUCAAGAUCAGAUUGAAAAUCUUUAUUUCACCGAUCAUUACAGAGUGCCUAUUGACGAUAGUUUUAUGAGAUCGGUUGGACUGUCCAAUAUUACAACGAUCCAUUUCAAUCAACUUUUUAAUCAACCCAUUCCACCAAACUUCUUUCCUCAAACCAUAAAGAAGUUGGUUUUCGGAGAGAAGUUCAACCAACCAUUGCUUGUUGGCUGCUUUCCGGUUGGACUGAAAUCUCUAGAGUUUGGCAGAGAUUUCAAACAGCUGAUCGAUACAAGUGGUAUACUGCCUGACAAUUUGGAAUCUCUUAUAUACGGAGAGGGACUUGAAAAACUAUCAAUGAAAGGACUUCCACCCAAACUCAAGUUACUUAGAUUCGCACAGAAAGAUCUCGGGCACAAUACAUCGAUUGUUGACUAUGAUCAAGACAACUGUCUUGAAUCACUGGUGAGAUUAGAGAAUCUACCAAAUUAUCUCGCAACAGGUAUCAAAUGGACAAGUUGCAAGUCAUUACAAUAUUUUAGUACAAGAUACUGUAAUCCAGAUAUGGAAAAUCACCUCACCAAGAAAAUUAUCGAUUUUCCUUUGACAAUUGUCGAAUUAGAUUUACGAAAUUUGAUAGAAAAUGGUGGAAUCGUAGAUGAUACAUUCAUCAUUGAUAAUCUAUGUUAUCGUACUUAA
Messenger RNA from Heterostelium album PN500, 1035 nucleotides. RefSeq lists its product as uncharacterized. The transcript is spliced from 2 exons. The coding region runs from base 1 to 1035 and encodes 344 amino acids. The record is from RefSeq and is a predicted model, not a curated record. Lineage: Eukaryota; Evosea; Eumycetozoa; Acytosteliales; Acytosteliaceae.